Molecule: messenger RNA, 1191 nt
Organism: Parascedosporium putredinis
Lineage: Eukaryota; Fungi; Ascomycota; Sordariomycetes; Microascales; Microascaceae
Source: the annotation of a GenBank genome assembly
AUGUCCACGCCUGUAAUCACCGUGGCGGCCGUCGGGGUUGCGAUCUCCGCUGCUAUCGCCUACCUGGCGCUGGCUCCGGACAAGACCCUCUUUGCACCCCACGUCCCCGGCAAAAACAACACCGUGCUCUUCCUCGUCAACAGCAACCAUGGAUACUCCAACGUGCACCUCGCCACGGCCCACGCCAUGAUGGAAAAGGACCCCACCGUCGCCAUCCACUUCGGCACCUUUGACAAGAUGCAGGACCGCGUAGCCCGCAUCAAUACCGUGGCCCGCGCGCGCGAUCCCGCCUCGCAUCCCGUGGCCUUCCACCUUCUGCCGAGCAUCGACUACCUGGACGCCCUGAAUGCCCGCGACAUCAUGACCCUCGACAACAUGAUCACCCCGCCGGGUCUCGCGGGCAACAAGCACUUUAGCGGUAAUUUCCGCUGGAUUUUCUCGCCCUGGACGGAUGAGGAUCACCUAGCCAUCUACAAGCGUUGCGCGGAACUCAUUGACGAGAUUGACCCUUCUCUCGUUGUGCUCGAUCCCAUGUUCCGCCCCGCCAUGGAGGCGGUGCAGGACCUGAACCGCAUGUACGCCGUUGUGUCACCCAACACACUCGAGGUAUUCAUCAUGGAACAGAAAUGGGGCAAGAUGUUCUGGAAAUAUCCAUCAAUCGCCUCUGGAUUUGACUACCCUCUCAAGUGGAGUCAGAUCCCCGCCAACAUCUUCGCCCACGCUCGUCUGGCGUACAACGUUCUCACGGUGCCCGGCGGCGCUGCUUCGAGGGCCUUUUUGCGCAAGAACGGCAUCAAAAACCCUCUGGACUUUAUCCACUCACAUCGCAUCGAUAGGCCGUGGAUAUGCCAAGCACAAGAUCCCGAGUUAACGGCGUGGGUCAAGCAGAAACCUACGGUUUUGAUCAAUCUGGGGAGUGUCUUCGUUUACGACGAGGGUAGGGCAAAGGCAAUGGCAAACGCGAUUGCCAACGUCUUGUCGCAGGUGGACAUUCAGGUGAUUUGGAAGUUCAAGAAGCUUCACACGUAUGGCGAUGAUUUCAAGAGUCCUCUUCAGUCGUUUAUCGAUACGGGGCGGGUCAAGCUCAUAGACUGGUUGGCGGUAGACCCUGCCGCGCUACUAGAGACGGGCGAUAUUAUGGCGCUCGUUCACCACGGCGGAUCAAACUGCUACCACGAGGCAAUGAGGUAA